CGCGUGCUAAGUUCCAGGCGGGGAACUCAAAUGGUUUGAUUGAUUAAAAGUAAGUGUUAUGCUCACGGUACAUGAAUAAAAUUGUGCCUUUUUAAAUAAAUUACAGUACUGUUUAUGAACUUAAAAGUUUUAAAAAGUGCGAGUUCUCAUAAUUUCAUGAAAAUUAAAACAUUUUUCACGAAGCCAAAAACAUGAGUAUAACGCAGUAGAAAUUAGACAAAAACAGUUCACGCUUGAAUUGAUUUUUAAACCCUGCAUCCAACGGGUUAACAAGCUGCUGCCGAAGCUGCCAGGCAAGUGCAAUUUGCCGUUCAGUGUUUAUACUCAUGGCUGCAGUGCAGGAUGGUGGAGAUCAGGGCCACAGAGCAGUGGCCAGGACCGGUUCAGAUAUCGCCGCUCUUGUUUGCAGUGUAUUGAAACGAAAUUAUCGCCCCAUGGCUCGCAACGUGGUGCACUAAACCAGUGGAAAGCUGUUGCGCCCACCCCCCCUCCUAUUCAUUAGCCAUACCGGUCUUUUCUUCCUCUUCUAAAAGUGAGUGCAGCCGAUGUGAUGGACGUUCCGCGAUGCUCUCACAGAAAAGAAAAACAGCCCAGAACAAGACCAUGGAGCGCAGCGUGCUACAUCUUCUGCAUUCCGUCUUCAUUUUCUGCUUAACACUGAGUGAUGCUCAGAUUCCGGGAGGCCAAGAAAACAACUCCAGCAGGCCACAAGAGAUCCACUGUGUGACCCGUAAUUCAAAGACAACCUCUCCUUCAGCCGAACAGAUUGUGGUGACUCUGUGCGAGAGAGGAAAUAAGAGCGGCACUCCCAGCGGUGCCCCCUCCCGGGAGAAUUUGCUCUCAAACCUGACACGUCCACGACUACCCCACACGCAGCAAGCUCCCACGUCACUACCUCCUAUGGGCACAGAAAACCCAGCCACCGCACACAUUCCUGGCACCUUUGAAUUUGAAACAGCUCAAUCAGGUACAGAGCAACAAAACACGGACAGGCCAAGCCUGAAUUCUCAACCAACACCAACUCACACACGAAACCCAAACGCCACUCAACCGCACACACACCUACCCGGUGAACAUACGCCAGAAUCCCCGACAGCGCACACACUCCAGCCGGGCACGGACACAACCACCGCACGCGCACCCGCAACAUUCACACCAGAACCCACAGCACGCAGGAAAAACGUACAUAAUGGGCACACAACGCAACCCUACACAUCCCACGGUAAUGCACAAGGAAGGACACGUCAGCCACCCACGUCUCAACCUUACGAUGUCCAUUACCUCUCAAGCCCAGCACCCAUCAUCCUCACUACUCUGUCUGCUGACAGCGACACCACAACUGCGGAUAAAUCGAUAACUUCGGAUAACACGACCCCACCACUUAGUCUCUUUACUUCUAAAGAAUACCCAACAAACUCCCCCGAGGACGCGUCCACGGCGCAUCCUGCCAUUUUUCAAACACCGACACCGAAACAUGCCACUGCGUCCCAGGCGCGCCCGCCGCAAGCCAUCGACCCUCAUCUUCUGUUCGGGCCUCCCAGUUUCUCCUACGAGACCUUCGAUUUGGAAAUGGAAGAAAACGUCGCCGGUGUGGGCAACGAGUCGGGCGUCGCCCAGUACCGGCAGGCAGAGCCGUGCGACGUGGAUCCCUGCCACCACCCUCAGCCGCCCUGCCGUACACCGGGGCGGCGUGGCGGCUGUCCAUGCGACGCGUCGCCGGCGGGUCCGUCGGCCCCUCGGCUGCUCGCCGUCGUGCCCGUGGGCGAGUCGGACGUGGCGGUGCGGUGGUGCUCCCCUCGCUCCGGCGUGCGGGCGUUCGCGGUCGCCUACCGUGCCAUGGACGGCGAGCCGGCGCGCAACGCCGGCUCGCCGCUGCUCGUGCACGCCACCUGGCGCAACCACGUGCUGCGGGGCCUGCGUCCGAACGGGCGCUACCAGGUGUGCGUGGCGGCCAUCGGCGGGCCGGGCCGCGGCCGCUGCUGGGAGACCGAGCGGUCGUUUGGUGACGCGGACGCCGCCGCCGCCGCCGCCGCCGCCGCCGCCGCCACCACGGCCGAGUUCACCGCGCCUGCCGGUGGCCCGUGGCGACUCAACGCGGCGAUCGUGGCGGUCGUGUUUCUGGUCGAGCUGGGAUGCAUCACCGUGCUCUCGCUGUGCCUUCAUCGUGAUCGAAAGGCACGCGGCAGAAGGGAGCCGCCGCCGCCUCCGCCAGCCAUGCUCAUCUCUUACAGCAGCACGGAGUUCCUGAGCGUCAGAAACCAAGCUUUCCUGGAAAUCAAAGAUGAGCUCGCUUGCCCUCCUUCACUUAGCUUUCCCUAUAGGCAGUAG
Molecule: messenger RNA, 2328 nt
Organism: Petromyzon marinus (sea lamprey)
Lineage: Eukaryota; Metazoa; Chordata; Hyperoartia; Petromyzontiformes; Petromyzontidae
Source: RefSeq, a predicted model, not a curated record